Messenger RNA from Drosophila gunungcola (fruit fly), 8226 nucleotides. RefSeq names its product PAX-interacting protein 1 (gene Ptip). The transcript has 7 exons. Gene Ontology annotation, cellular component: MLL3/4 complex. The record is from RefSeq and is a predicted model, not a curated record. Lineage: Eukaryota; Metazoa; Arthropoda; Insecta; Diptera; Drosophilidae. Bases 275 to 7126 code for a protein of 2283 amino acids.
UCACACUGGUGGAAGGCGCAGCGGUAAUAAACGAGAAAAAGCCAAAUUUAAAUGCCAUUUUUUCGUAUUAAAUUGCAAUAGAAAUGCACUUCAGGUUGUGCACUGUAUUGCCCACCGAUAUCAGAAGUUCGCGAACGUCUUGAAGUCGCACCGAGAAAGGAAAACACGCUGAAAUGUAGAUGCCCACAAGCAGCCGCCGCAGCAGCAAUAACAAAAGCAAAAGUGAAAUUAGCGCCGCCAAAGAAGUGCAAGUGCUCAAAAGUGAGGCGGCGCCAUGGAGAACCUCAAGAUAAGCGACAAACUGUUCGAGGAUGUGAUCUACUUUGUAAUGGGAAACCUGGACGAAGAGAUCGAACGUUUUCUCAAGAGCGGUGGCGCCCAAUCUAAGAUCUUUCUGUCGGACCAGAUCACGCAUAUGAUAUGCGCCACCAACUACAAUGAGGAGGAGCUGUCCCUGAACCUGGACCUUUACAGUGCAAUUCCCGUGACCGAACAAUGGAUCGUGCACAGCGCAAAACUGGGCCGAAUGGCCUCCACACGGGCCUUCGACCCAAGUCCCAAUCAGAUGCGACUCAUGCGCGGCAUUAGGGCGGCCAUUACCAAUGUGGUGGCCGGAGAUCGGAGGCGCCUCUACGCCAUGCUGACUUACCAUGGUGCCGUCGUUACGCAUAGUUUUGGGGCCACUAACACGCAUCUGGUAUGCGGAGCGGCCAAUGGUGGCAUCUACAACAAGGCGCUGGCGCUGCCCAAAAAUGCCAUUAUCAUUGUGACUCCCGACUGGGUGACGGACAGCCUUAAGUACAAAAACUGCAUGCCUGUAGAGACGUAUCAUCCCAGGCUACUGAAGCCCACUGAAAAGCAGCGAACGCAGAAGCAGACGGCCACUCAGCAACAACAAAUCCAGCAGCAACAAUUGCAACAUCAGCAGCAGCUGCAACAACAACAGCUUCAACAGCAACAACAACAGCAGCAACAGCAGAUUAUGCAGCAGCAGACAUCUACUACAUCCACACUGUCGGACAUCCUGGGCUUUGGUGAGGACAGUGCGGCGGCCAAAAGCAUAGCUAGCAUUAAGUCCCAGCUGCAAGCUUCCGCGGAACAAAUCCAGCAGCAACAAUUGCCCGUGCCCGCUCAGCAACAGGUGGUCUUUGUGCGACCUCAGCCGCAAGCCCAGCAGCCACCGCAACAAGCGCCGCACCAGUUGCAGCAAGGCGGGCCUCAGGUACCGGCUCCACCUCCACACCCGCAGCAUCAACAGCAAUUAAUUAUUCAGCAGCAGAAGAUUAUUCCCGGAAAUCUACAGCAGCAACAACCGAAUCAGCAACAGAUCAAAACAAUACUACAGCAGCAGAGGCAGAUAAAAAACACACAGCAACAGCAACAAAUUCAAAUGAUUCAGCAGCAACAACAAUUGAUGCAACAGGAUCCCCAGGUACACCCACAGCAGCUUCCACAGACGCAGCCGCAACCUCAACCGCAUCCCCAACCACUUCCACAGCAGCACCCACAACAACAGUCGCCUAGGCUGCCAACAACUCCAACAGGUCGCCAGACACCACGAACACCAUCGACAACACCGCAGCCCGUCCAAUCCCCUCAGCAUCACCAACAAAUAGUCCAGCAACAACAAGUGGUGCAGCAACAAGUGAGUCAACAACAAACUAUUGUGCAACAGCCGCAAAUAGUUCAGCAAAUAGUGCAACAACAAGUUCAGCAGCAACAAGUUCAGCAGCAACAACCACAACAACAAUCUGUUCCCGUUUCUCCGCAAGUCAUACACCAACACCUUAUGCGGCAACAACAAAUUUUGAACCAGAAUCAAAUGCAAUUGCAGCAAAUCGUUCAGAGCGGACAAGCUUUAACCCCACAACAGCAGCAACAACAGAGACAAAUUCAGCAGCAAUUACAACAAGUUUUGCAGCAGCAACAACAAUUGCAGAUGCAAAUGCAGCAGCAGCAACAACAGCAGCAAAAUCUGCAACAACAGUCGCCGCGGAUGGUGCAAAACCGUUCGCCGGUGAUGCCGCCAAGUACGCCGUCACCAUCUUUGCAACAGCAACAACACCAUGCCACCAGCAACAUGUUGCCACCACAGUCACCACGACAACUACAAUCGCCGGCUCCACAGAUGACACCACCACCCCCGCCCUCGCCGCAAAGCGCCCAGCAGCAGCAUAUGCGCCAGCAGCAACAACAACAAAUGCAGCAGAGUCGCCAACAGCACAUGAUGGGCUCUCCGCAGCAGCCACAACCGCCUUCUUUAAUGUCUCCGCAGCAACAGCAACAAAUGCAACCCUUCCAACAGCCCGUACAUCAGCAACAGCGCAUGCAAAUGCAGCAGCAGCAACAAUUGGCCCAGCAACAACAGCAGCAGCAGCAGAGUCCCCAGCAUAUUUCUCCCCAGUCACCCCAGAUUUCACAAACCCCACCAAUGCAAGCCAAACUCCAUCAGCACCAGGCUGUUCCAGGACAUACCGCCCAGCCGCAACAAUCAUUCUCUCAACAAAAGCCCAUUGAUCCCACGGAUCCUGUUCAGGUGGCUCAGGUUUUGAGUCGCUCAGCAUUGAGUAGCAAUCAAGACUCGUUGAUAAUGAGGCAACAACAACUGAAGCAGCAGCAGUUGCAACAACAGCAGCAACAAAUGGCACCACAACCACAGCAGCAACAAAUACCACAGCAACCCCAGCAGCAACAACCACAACAGCAACACACCCCGUCACCGCGACAAUCUCCGCUGCAGCAACAACCCACCACGCCUACCCUACAACAGCAGACACAACCACAAAAUCCUCAACAAAUUCAACAACAGCAGCAACAACAACAGCAACAACAACAACAGCAACAACAACAGCAGCAGCAACAACAGCAGCAGCAACAACAGCAGCAGCAGCAACAACAGCAGCAACAACAACAGCAGCAACAACAGCAGCAACAGCAACAACAACAGCAGCAGCAGCAACAACAACAACAGCAAGUCUUGGCUCAGCAACAACCUCAACCUGGACAACAAGUCAUAACCCAACGACACGUCAUAAACACAUCCACAGCCCAAGGUCAACAAAUUAUUCAGAGUCAUAUGUCUUUGGCCUUGCAAAAACAGCAGCAAAUGUUGCACGUCCAACAACAAACGCAGCAGCAGCCGCAACAGCAACAACAGCUUCCUCAGGUACAGCAACAGCUUUCCCAGGCAUCGCAGCAACAACAACAGCUGCCACAGCAGCACCCACAACAACAACAACAAGUUCAAUUUACACAACAACAACAAAUCGCGCUUGGCGGUGGCGGUCAAGUGCGAAUAAUUCAACAAACGAUUCAGAGACCACCAACCAAUGUGCAGCAACAGCAACAGGUUUCACAACAGCAACAGAUUAUUGGUCAAUUUUCACAGCAACAGCAACUGCAACAACAACAGCCUCAGCAGCAGCAAAUUCUUGGAGUUCAGCAGUCACAGCAGCAUCCACAACAAAAAACGUUUAUUAUUAGUCAGCAGCACUUUAAUCAGCUUAGCGCGCAUCAGCAACAACAAAUUCUCGCGCAAAAUCCGCAAAGCCAAAACGUUUACGUAGUCAAUCAGACGCAACAGCAACUUGUGCAACAACAACAAAUGUUGCAGCAGCAGCAGAUUAUACCGCAGCAGCAACAACAGCAACGUAUGCAAAUGCAACAGCAGCCGCAACAGAUUGUUGUUAACCAGCAGAUACUUAGCGAUCCGCAGCGCUUGCAGUACCUACAACAACAGCAGUUGAUGCAAAAGCAACAACAGCAACAACAGCAGCAACAGCUUGUGGGACCACCGCAACAACAGCAGCAAAUACUUAUUCAACAACAGCAACCCUCCCAACAGCAGCAGAUAUUGCAGCAAAAGCUUCCCAACGAUCCCCAGCAGCAACAGCAGCAAAUAAUGCAGCUCAUCACGCAGCAACAACUGCCACAACGCACGCCUCCCCCACAACAACAACAGCUCCUACUGCAGCAACAGCAGCAAUCGCCGCAACACCAUCAAAUGCAGCAGCAGCACUGGUCACCUCAGAGCCCUGCUGGCGGUCAGAUGGCGCCCAGCACUCCGGGAACGCCCACUAGUAGUGUGGGAAUGCAAUCACCGUUGCCAGUCGGACCAACAACUCCGCAGCAGCAGCCACAAACACAGCCACAAUUUGUUCCGCGUGGACUGCGCCCACAAACCUCAUGGCCCGGGCAACCACAACAGCAGCAACCGCAACCCCCUCAGCAACAACAGCAGAUCGUGCUACCGCCACCCCAACAACAGCAACAACAACAUCAGCAACAGGCACAGGUGGCGCAACAACAACAGCUGGUACUGCAGCAGCCACAGCAACAGAAAAUAGUGGUAGACGAAAAAACGCACGCGCAUAUUAUGUCCCUCGAUGCUCACAAGCGUGCCGAGUACAUAACCAAGUUGAAUCAGCAGAACAAACCUCGAGUAAUGUUGCGCCAGCAAGUGGCCUACCAGCCCCGACCCGGGGCCCCGGGCAACAUAGUCACCACGCGACCGGCCGGUCCCGUUCCGCCCGGCCACAUUAUUGUUCAACACCAAAUGCCACCGGGAUUGACGCAACAGCAACAGGUACUCUGGCUGCAGCAGCAGCAAGGGAAACGUCAGGUUGUUGUGCGCGCCGGAACUCCUGGCCUGAGUCCGAUUCAGCAGCAACCGGGAGUGGGACCGCCACAGCAGCAACAGUCGCCGCAACAACAACCUUUCAAUCCAAAUGAUCCUAACCAGCAAAUGCUGAUGCAGCGCCAACAGUUGCGCGUCCAGCAGAUUCCCAUCCAGCAACAGGGACCUCAGCAAAUGGGCAAGCAAACGGUGCAGCUCAUCACUGGACCCAACGGACAGCUGAUAGAACAACAAACGAUCGUCCAACAGCCGCAACAGCAGUCCACUCCGGGCACGCCCACCACUCCAGGCGCUGGGGGCGUUUUGCCUGGAAAUGCCAACAUAAUGACGCAAACUUUGGUCAUGACUUCAACAACUCCCGACGGACAGCCGCAGCAAACACCGCAACAGAUGAACCUGAAAACCAAGACGGCCCUGGCCAACAUGUUGAGCAACCGCUUGGGAAAUAAUGGAGCUCAGACGCCGCAGCAGCAACUGAUUCAAUUACCCGAUGGUCAGCAACAGCAGCAGCCACAACAACAACAGAUUGUCCAACAAGUGGUUGUGACCGGAGCCAUUCAGCAGCAGCAACAACAAUUGUUACUGCAGCAACAGCAACAACAACAGAUGGUUGUCCAACAGCAACUGCCACCGCAGCAACAUGUGGAGCCGCCGUCGGCAGCUGGCGCACUCAGAAUGAUGGGCCAGCAACAUAACGCAUCCGCCGGCGUGCCAGGACCUCCGCGAACACAGCAGGAGUUGUUGAUAUUGCAGCAACAGCAGCAGCAACAAAUGCUGCAACAGCAGCAAAUGCGCAGAGUGGUCGCCGUACCACAACAACAGCAGGCACCGCAGCAGCAUCUGGUCCAACAGCAGAUCGUGGUCGCUCCGCCGCAGUCGCCGCAGCAGCAGCAACAGAUGGCUGUGGGUGUGGGGGUGGGAGUGCCAGUGCAGCGGACACCUCACGGCUACAUUCAGGCCCGUCCCGGUCAGCCACCGAUACCGAUGCCACAAUUUUAUGGUCACAAUCCGAACCUCAAACUGCCAGCGGAUCUGUUUCUGGUGGGCUGCACGUUUUAUAUAGUGGAAUACGAUGAAACAGACGGCGAUGAGCUCCCCAUCUGGCUUGAUACGAUCAGACAGUUUGGCGGUGACAUCGAACGCGUCUACUGUCCCCGGGUGACGCACGUCAUCUGCCGUACCCAGCGCCACGGCGUGGUCAUGCAGGCUUUACGGGAUGCCAAGCGAUGCGUGACCGCCUAUUGGCUAAGUGAUAUUUGCCUCAAGCGGCAGCUGAUGCCGCCCUGGCAGCCGCUUCAUCUGCCAUUCCCCAGCCAGUUUGGCUACCGCAAGCCAUUGGAACGCUACAUUGUUACCUCUGAGGGAUUCGAGGGCGAGGAGGUCGUGAGGCUACAGCAGAUGGCCGAGGAAUGCGGAGCCAUCUACACCUCGUAUCUGUCCAAGGUGAACACUGUGGUCGUGUGCAAGCAGCUCGAGGGCAACAAGUUCAACGCGGCCAAGGAGUGGAACAUCCCGAUGGUCAAUGCCCUUUGGCUGAGCGACGUCUGCAUCGGCAACCUGAGUGGCCUCUCCCAGUACGACAAUCCUAAGUACCAGCAGUACAAUCUAGUCGCCCCCUUCCGCAUCGAAUGCAACUUGGUGGCGCAUCUGCUAACUGCAUGGAAAGCGCCCAUUAAUCUCACCCAGGAGGCACACGAGCGAGUCAAGCGUCAUCUCUCCGAUCCGUACGGCAACGAGCACAAACUGAAGCGCCAGAAGAUGAACUCAUUCCAGCAGGAGCAGCUUCCAGAACAAAUUGUCUGCCUUGAAUAUCCCACAACCACUAAGCCGCCGAAGGUUAUUUUCUCCCAGGUUGCCGAUGCGGAGGCACUUAAAAAGGCAGUGUUGAUUUUGGGUGGAAUUGUGGUGGACAGCCCCGCAGAUGCCACUCACCUGGUAAUGACACGCGAGAGUCGUACCUGCAAACUGAUUCAGGCCUGCUGCCACGUGGACUUUGUGCUCAAGUCAAGUUGGAUUGCGGAUAGUGCAAAGGCUGGUAAAUUUGUGCCGACCGACCCGUAUCGCAUCCAGCACAUACCGGUGGACGAGAACUUACAGUUCAACCUGAACACUGUUCUGUGCGCGCCCACUCGUUCCACUCUGUUUUCGGGGAAAUACUUUCACGUUACGCCCGACGUGUUCCCAGCCCGCGAGGAAAUUAUCCGAAUGAUUGAAUCGUCUGGUGGUAAAGUGGAAGCAAAACGCAGGACCGGUAGCGCUGUGGCGGAAACACACAUUCAGGCGCCCGACUCCUAUAUUAUAGUGACCUGUCCCACGGACAUGCAUCUUUGCGCUGAUCUCACGCGGCACGGGAACCCAAAAUGCCACAUUGUGUCCACGGAGUUCGUCAUGAGCUCGAUACUUAGGCAGCAGCUAGAGAUUGAGCCCAACCUGAUACCCUACUUGUAUAACAACAACAAUGUCAAUAGCUGCAACAGUAACAAGUCCUAGCGCCGUGUGCUCUGGUUACUGUAAAGCUGAGAUAAGAUAUUUAAAUCAUUAUAUAUUCACAAAAGAAUUUAUGCGAGCUGUUAUAUAAGUAUGUAAGAAGAGCAUGACAGAGAGCCACUUUAAAGUGUAAUUGGCCGACUUAAGCAAUUAUUUGUAGCCUGCCCCGUUUUCUUAUGAUACACAUCAACACGAAACUAGUCCACAGAAUUCGUCAAUUCAUAUGGGCAUGCAUGUAGGGUCUUGGGCACAUCGUCAUAUCGGUCUGAGUAAUAUUUAAUGAAGCGCUCUAUUUUAAAAUAUAAAAUUUUUAUCAGUUUCUUAGCCUUUGCACUAACUCACUUUCAAUUGUACAUAUUUCUAAUAAUAGAGAAUAAUCUUACUGUUUUCAAUCUGCUAAUAACACAAAAAUAGAUUCUAUAAUUAAAUAGAGGCGAUCCAUAUAUCAAACAUAGCAUAAUGAUUAUUGUUGUGGACCAUAUUAAAUUUUUCUAUACAUAAAGCAAUGUUUGACCGGACCGAUGUCUAUAGAAAUUAUGAUGUAGCUUGUAAUAAAAGAACUACCUUAAUUAGUGAUAGGAUACAAAAUUAAUACAAUCAUUUUAUAUAUAUUUUUGUAGGUUCAGGAACCAUUACCCUUAGGCAGUCACAAAAAAAAAAUAUACACAUACAUAUAUUUCUUAGAGUAUACGAAAUGUUUCAAAGAAAUUUAUAUUGUCGGCUAUUAGAAUUUUAAGAACUUUUCAUAUACAUAGGUAAAGCCAAUAUUUUCCGAAUUAAUAUUAAUUUUAGUUAGGCAUUGUACGAAGUGUAUGAAAUAAAAUAUAACACAAAAAUCAAUAUAAACAUUAGUGUUUGUGUUUAUUACAUCCGACGAUUACUUACAGUUAUCUGUGCAAAUGGCUUCUUUAUUUUUCAGGAAUUAUUCUUUUGCGCUGUAUUUUUUUUUAGCUAAAAGCAGAUUCAACGAUUUGGUUUUCAUAAAAGUGUACUACUUCUAAAGGCCAUAACUUUUAUGACAGGUAUUUGAUUUUGAAAAGGCAUAACUCUAAAAGUUUUGGGUCUAAUUUUCCAAGAAUCUGGGUUUAAAUGUUAAUUUGUAA